This is a messenger RNA of Bubalus bubalis (water buffalo), 4550 nucleotides long. It is a transcript of the gene C6H1orf185, whose product is annotated as chromosome 6 C1orf185 homolog. Lineage: Eukaryota; Metazoa; Chordata; Mammalia; Artiodactyla; Bovidae. The transcript is spliced from 5 exons. The coding region runs from base 3454 to 4224 and encodes 256 amino acids. The record is from RefSeq and is a predicted model, not a curated record.
GGCUGUGCUGGGUCUUCACUGAUGCACAGGCUUUGCUGCAUGGGCUUUUCUCUCAUUGUGGCAAGCGGGGGUUACUCUAGUUGCAGUGUGUGGGCUUCUCAAUAUCAAAACAGUAGUCUGUCUUUCAACUCAUGAGCAAGGUAUGUGUCUCUAUUUAGAUCAUCCUUAAUUCCUCUUAGCAAUAUUUUGUAGUUGCCUAUGCACAGGUUUUUCACAUCUUUUAUCAGAUUUGUGCCUAAAUAUUUCAUAUUUUUAGGUUUCCCAGGUGGCUCAGUGGUCAAGACCCACCUACCAAUGCAGGAGAUGCAGAUUGGAGUCCUGGGUCAGGAAGAUCCCCUGAAGAAGGAAAUAGAAACCCACUCCAAUAUUCUUGCCUGGGCUAUCCCAUGGACAGAAGAGCCUGGCGGGUUACAGUCCACGGGGUUACAACAGAGUUGGUCACAACUUUUCAUACUUUUACACUGUUGCAAAUGUCAAUUUUUGAACAUUUCAAUUUCCAAUAGUUUUUAAUAGUAUAUAGAAAGACUGUUUUCUACUUUUUUAAAAAAAUUGUAUUUUAUUGUGGUAAGAACACUUAACAUGACAUCUUUCCUCUUAAAUUUUUAAGUGUGUAAUACAGUACUAUUUUCUAUAAGCACAAUGUUUUACAGCAGAUCUCUAGAACUUAUCUAUCUUGCAUAGUUAAGAUUUUAUGCCCGUUGAUUAGCAACUCACAUUGCCUUCCUUCCUCCAGCCCCUGGAAACCGCCAUUCUGUUCUUUAAUUCUACGAGUAUGAUUGUUUUAUAUACCGAAUAUAUGUAAGACGAAUCACACAGUAUUUGUCCUAAUAUGAUUAAUUUAUUUAACUUAGGCUAAUAUCCUUCAGGUUUAUCCAUGUUGUCAUAUUUUUCAGGAUUUCCUUCAUUUUAAAGGCUGAAUAAUAUUCCAUUGUGUGUGUGUAUAUAUGUAUACAUAUAUAUGCAUAUGCUUCAUUUUCUUUAUCUAUUCAUAUAUUGAUAGACAUUUAGGUUUUAUCCAAUUUUAGCUAUUACUGAGCAUUAGAGUACUCAUAACCUUUUUGAGAUCUUAUUUUCAUUUCUUCUUGAUAAAUAUCCAAAAAUGAGAUUGUUGAAUCCUAUGGCAGUUCUGAUUUUAAUUUUUUGAGGAAUGUGCAUUCUGUUUUCCAUAGCAGCUGCACCAUUUUGCAUUUCAAGCAACAGUGCACAAGAACUCCCAAUUUCUCUGCGUCCUCUUUUAUGUUGUUGUUGAAAACCAUUCUAACAAGUGUGAGAUUAUAUCUCAUUGUGGUUUUGAUUUGCAGAUCCCUAAUGGUUAGAAACAUUGAGCAUCUUUUCAUAUGCCUAUUGGCCAUUUAUGUGUUUUCUUUGGAGAAAUGUCUAUUCAAGACUUUAGCCCAUUUUAAGGUGGGUUCUUAGUUCUUUUGCCACUGAGUUGUAGCUUUUAUAUUUUGGAAAUUAACCUCUUAUGGUUUGCAAAUAUUUUUCCCAUUCUCUGUUGCCUUUUCACUCUGUUGUUUUCUUUGCUGUGCAGAACCUUUUUAGUUUGAUAUAGUGCCAUUUGUCAAUUUUUGCUUUUGUUAUCUAUGCUUUUGGUGUCAUAUUCAUGAAAUAAUUGCCAAGGCUGAUGCCAUGAAAUAUUUUUUUCUGUUUUCUUCUAGGAGUUUUACAGUUCCAGAAAACAGUUGAUUUUUGAGUAUUGUCCUUAUAUUCUGCAGUCUUAUUAAACUCACUUAAUUGUUUUACUGGUUUAUAUAAAAUUGUGCAGGAUUUUCUACGCAUGUGAUAAUGGUCUCUGUAUGCCUUAGUCAAUUCAAGCUGUUAUAGCAUAAUACCACAAUCUGGAUGUAUAAACAACAGAAUUUUAUUUCGGUUGUAGAAGCUGUAAAUUUGAGAUCAGGGUGCUUAAACGAUCAAGUUUUGUGUCUAGUGAGAGCCCUCUUCUGGCUUCUUGCUUUGUCCUCAAAUGGUGGAAGGGGCUAGGGAACUCUGUGGGAUCUUUUUCUUAAGAGCACUAAUCUUAUGUAAAGUUUAAAAAAUAAAAUAAAAUAAAAAAAAAAAUAAAAAUUAAAAAAAAAAAAAAAAAAAAAGAGCACUAAUCCCUUCACAAGGCUUCCACUCUCAUGACCCAACCAGAUCUUGGAGGUCCCGCCACUUAAAACUAUCACAUUAGGCAUUAGGAUUUCAACAUAUGCAUUUGAGCAGCACAAAAACAUUCAGACCAAAACAAUGAGAAUAUAACACUUAUUUUUUCCCUUCUUAAUCUAGAUGACUUUUUCCUUUUUCAUGCCUACUUGCACUGGCUAGAACCUUCAUUGCAGUGUUCAAUAGAAGUUGUAAGAGUGGACAUCCCUUUACUGAUUUUAGGAGGAAAGCAUUCAUUCUUUCACUAUUAAGUCUGAUUUUUUAAAUAAAUGACCUUUAUCAGCCUGGGGAACCUGAUAACGAGGAUUGAGACACCCUUCUGCCUAGUUUCUGAGAUCUUUAAAAAAAAAAAAAAGAAAUCAGGAAUAAAUCUCAAAAAUUUUCAUGUCUAAUGACAUAGAUCCUUAUUGAUCACAUGGAUUUUCUUUUCUAAUUUGUUAAUAUGGUAAAUUGCAUUGAUUUUUUAAAUGUAAUCCAACCCUAUUUUCUUGGGAUAGACUCCACUUUGUCACCUUUUUAAUAUAAUGUUGGAUUUAAUUUGCUAAAAUAUUGUUUAGAAUUUUCCUUGUUUAUAGGUACAUUUUACAUCUAUGUUCAGUUUGUAACUUCCUCUAUUUCUCUUUCUCUCUUUUAUUCCUAGUUUUUGUAUAGCCUCAUAGGAUGAAUCAAAAAGAAUUCUCUUCAAAUUUUUGAAGCAGUUCUGUAGAAUUAGUAAUAAUUUUUUCCCCUUAAGUGUUUGGUAGAAUUUACCAGUGAAGCACCUGGACAUGGAGUUCUUCUUUAUAAGAAUUUUAACUACAAUUUCAGUUUCUUGAAAAGAUAUGUGUCUAUCUAUGUUAUCUGUUUCUUCCUGAGUGAACUUUGAAAACAUAUCUUUUAAGGAAUUUUCUCAGUUGUUAAAUUUAUUAGUAUAAAAUUAUUCAUAAUAUUGCCUUAUUAUUCUUUUAAUAGCUAUAGAAUCUGUAGUAAUGUCACCCCUCUCGUUUCUGAUACUGAUAAUUUGUGUCUUUUUUCUUAUUAGUCAGUCUAGCUAGCUUAUCAAUUAUAUAGAUGUCAAAGAACCAGCUUUUUGUUUCAGUGAUUUUCUCUAUUGUUUUUCUGUUUUCUAUUCAUUGGUUUCCAUUUGGUUUUUAAAUUUUUUUUUCUGUUUUCUUUGGGCUUAAUUUACUUAUUUUAGUUUUUAAGAGUGUUUCACAUUUUCCCCUAAUAAUACAUUUUUUAGUAUUGGUUUUCCCCUACAUAUUGCUUUAUUGGCAUCCCACAAAUCCUGAUAUGUUGUGUUUCAUUUUAUUUGGGUUGAGUGUUCUGUAAAUGUCAAUUAGAUCAAUGAUGACACUUGGUUUCCAAAGUCUCCUUGGGAUCAUCUCCAUCCCAGCCAAGCUUAAAGGAAGAAAGAUUAUGGAGAAAGGUUUUUUUAACCACUUAACCUAUUUUCUGGCUGCUGGUGCUGUUACUUUGGGAAUUGGUUUCUUUGCUUUGGCAUCAGCCUUGUGGUUCCUGAUUUGCAAACGAAGAGAAAUAUUUCAAGACUCUAAAUUUAAAGCAGUUGAUGAGAAAUGCAGACAAAGACCAUCAAAGGCGAAGAUUAAAUCUCAUCCUCAGUGUGUUUUUAUUUCUCGUAAUUUUCAUACUGGAAGAUUCCAAUCACAGGAGGAGCAAAGAAAAAAGGAAACAGCAUGUAUAAAAGCAAAUAAUGGUUAUUCUAAAGAUGAUUUCUGCCUUGCAACGAAAAAAGUCAUUUGUGACCCCUCAGAGUCUAGCUCGGCAACAAAUCCCAGCAGUGUUACCUUAAGCUUAUCAACAUUACCAUCUGAUUUUUAUUACAGCCAAAGUGUAGAAAUAGCUGAUGACUGGUAUUCUGAUGAUUCUCAAAUGAAAAAGAGCCCUCCGAUGCCUUUUCUUGGGGAGCCUCUAAUGGAAAAAGUAUUUUCAUACUUGACAACCAUUCCAUUAGAACAAUGUACUGAAAAUGUACUAAAUAUGACACUUCGUGAUGGUCAAAAAGAUGAUAACCUUAAGGAAAUAUUUACACGAAGAAAUACAGAGGUUGAAAUACAAAACCUUCAACAUAAUACUGAAUGACUUUUUUCUUUUGAAACUUUGUGUACCCUGAAAUCAUGUAAAGUUAAAACUGAAUUACCAGCUUCUGAGUCUCUUAACAUGUCCAUGCUAGUAUUAUUUCUUUUGUUCUUUACCAUAGAGUGGUCCUACUUCCCUUUCUAAUUAUUUGUAGAAACAAAAUUACAGGAAGAAGUAGAGUGAUAUCAUAAACAUUAAGUUUAAAUCCUUGUAUCUCAUCAAAGGAUAUAAUAGAUAAUACAAAUGUAUUUUAACACAUAGGAGAAAUACUUUAAGAAAUCCUCAGCACAGAUACAUUUUAAAUAAAACAUUUGCAGCGUUUCUUUAUA